UGUGUAAAUGGGGGUGUGAGUGAAGUUUAAGGCGGAAGUUGAACUUGCACUAUUUCACGUCUGUCUGUCGUUCGUUCUCAUUCAUGCGUUUGGGUGCUCAAAUCCCCGCGUGCACAACAGCCGGCGUUCUCUCGACACGUUUCUGAAGUUGUUGUGGUGUAAAUAAAUCAGAUUGAGACAGAUGAGCUCUUUUUACGGCGAUAAGGCUGCGAUAGGGCUGGCUGAGGAGCUCAGUCAGGUGAACUGUCAGGAUGAGCUGGAGUUUGACUAUCUUUUUGAGUAUGGAACCACCACGGGACUUCAAGAUGAGCAAAGCAUCUCCUCCGACAAAGAUCUCAUCUCUCCUGCCAGCCUGUCCUAUCCUCUGGUGGAAGCUUCACAGUACGGCAUCAAGCCGUGUGCGUCUUCCUACGCAGAGGUCAACACUGAAGGUCUCUCUGGCUACGAGCAACUGGAGGCAAAGAACUACCUGGAGUACGCCAGACCCAACCAGGCACUGAGCCCCCGGAUUGAGAUUACUCCCUCCCGCGAGCACUAUAGUCAUGGUCGAGACUCCCUCCAGAACCAUCUCGUGAACCCCAGUCCCGGGCUCACCGUUCCCGGUCACGAUCCUCUGGCCUACCGGGAGCCGCAGUGCCUGAGUCCCGCCAGCAGCAACUCAUCCACCUCCUGGCACUCGGAAAACCUCUCGCCCUGGGCCUCGCCCUGCGUUUCGCCCAGCAACAGCCAGGCGACUGGAGAUCUCUGCCCACGACUUCAGGGCGUCCACACGGGCUCCCCUCGAACCAGUCCGGGCACUUCUCCACGAACCAGCCUGGCCGAGGACGGCUGUGUUGGGCCGCGCUCUCCUUCCCCCCGGCCCGGCUCGCGUUCCACCUCCCCUCUAUGCAAACGCACCUACGAGAUGUACAGGAACCCCAACCUGGUGCCGGUGGCCCGAUCACGCAGCCCGUCACCCCACGGUGGCCAUGAAGAGCAUCACGCCGGCCAUUAUGGCUCAAAUAACCUCUCAGGGUCCAUGAAUGGGUUCGGCGUUGGCCAGGCUACUUCCAUUCCAACCAAGAUCGUGAAGACUAACCAGCAGGCCUACCCGCUCUACCCUGACAACCACACUGAGAGUUACCUGGUGUCAUGUGACCAGGACAUGAAGACCAAACCUGGCCCUGAAUCUUUCUUCGUAAUCCCUCAAAUCUGGCCUAAACAGCUGGUGCCUGGCAUAUGCAGCAUCCCCGUGGCUUCCGUGCCCCCCCUGGAGUGGCCCCUACCGAGCCGCAGCGAUCAGUACGAGCUCCACGUGGAGGUGCAGCCCAAACCCCACCACAGAGCCCACUACGAGACCGAGGGCAGCCGAGGGGCGGUCAAAGCCCCUACUGGAGGUCACACUGUGGUCCAGUUACGUGGAUACAGGGGCAAGGAGCCGCUUGGUUUGCAGAUCUUUAUUGGCACGGCAGACGAGCGAAUCCUGAAGCCUCACGCUUUCUAUCAGGUCCAUCGCAUUACCGGCAAAACCGUCACCACCACCAGCUACGAGAAGAUCAUCAACGGCACCAAAGUCUUGGAAAUUCCUCUUGAGCCAAAGAAUAAUAUGAAAGCAAUAAUUGAUUGUGCCGGGAUUCUCAAGCUGCGGAAUGCAGACAUCGAGCUGCGGAAAGGCGAGACGGACAUUGGGCGUAAAAACACGCGUGUUCGACUGGUAUUUCGUAUUCAUAUUCCCCAGCAAGGAGGUCAACAUUUGUCUCUGCAAGUUGCUUCGCAUCCCAUUGAAUGCUCCCAGAGGUCUGCCCACGAGCUGCCCAUGGUAGAGAAGCAGGACAUGGAUGGUUGUUCGGUUCUUGGAGGCCAGCAAAUGAUUCUCACCGGCCAGAACUUCAGCGCAGAUUCAAAGGUGAUCUUCAUGGAGAAGACUCAUGAUGGACAGCAGAUUUGGGAAUUGGAAGCCACAGUUGACAAAGACAAAAGUCAGGCAAGCAUGCUGUUCAUUGAGGUGCCUCCAUAUAGAGACCCAUCCAUUUGCCAUCCAGCCAAAGUCAACUUCUACGUAAUAAAUGGGAAACGGAAGCGCAGUCAGCCUCAGCAUUUCACCUACACACCUCUACCAGUUCCGUCUAUUAAGACAGAGCCGGUGGAUGAAUAUGAAUCUGGUCGGAUGCGUUAUUCCAUGUCGCAAAUGCUGGGGGUGUCUCCCCAGCCGUACUAUAACCCUCGGGGGGUCAUCACCCCAGACAGUGGCCUGGUGCCUGGCCUCGUCCCCUGUCAGCAGACCCGCCUGGGUGUCUCCCCUCCAGACCACCGAUUUCAGCAGCAGAGCCAAGCCAUACUGUACGCCCGUCCUGGGAAAAGCAUGUCAAGCAGUCCUAUUUACUCUCAGACGGGAGCCACUAUGAUGCCAGACUCCCAUCGUUCAGUUCUGGUCCACACGGGUUCCCCAGCCCAGUCCCCUCACCUGGGUGGCCAACAUCCCUCCAACCAGCAUCCCUCAAUUAUACAGUUCUCACCCACCAACCACCACCUGCUCAGAGGAGGAGAUCCCCCUGCGCCACCACCCCCAGAACAUCAGCACAUCAUUUAUUGUGAGGGCUAUAACCAGCAUAGUCCCCAAGCUACAGGGGCAAACCGUUCACCAGCACCAGCCCAGGCACCCCAGCACCCUCAGAAUUACCCCACUGUCAUCCAACAGCAGCCCUUCCUCCAAAGAGUGGCCAAAGACAGGUCACCUCCUGUCCAAGUAGAGGCCCAGAGAUGUUCCUCCGCAGAAGAACCGAGAACCAGUGUUCCUGGACGAGUCACGGUCAAGCAGGAGAACUUGGAUCAGGCCUACCUUGAUGAUGUGAAUGAGAUCAUAAGGAAAGAUCUGACAGGAGUGCAUGGCAGAGGUCAGACAUAGAGGAAAGCCCUGAUCGGGAAGCGAGCAGGACCCCUGGAGUGUAUCGGCGUUCCCCUGCCUUCAGCGGGACACGUGAGAGCAGCAGCGAUGCCUCGGCCCGGUCAAGUGUCACCUCUGACAAAAAACUGGAUCAUGGACCGCAUUUAACCAAACAUCCAUCUCAGUCAACCCCUGGAACAGCAGUGUGUUGAUGUGCAAAUGGUAUUGAAUUUCCCUGCUAUUAUUUGACUUUCGAAAGUCGUCCAAUAUUGAUCUCAUAUGUCAAAGUUGUCAGAGACUUGAGCCUUCAUACACAGUUUGGAUUG
Rhinichthys klamathensis goyatoka is the source of this 3189-nucleotide messenger RNA. It is a transcript of the gene nfatc2a, whose product is annotated as nuclear factor of activated T cells 2a. Gene Ontology annotation, biological process: calcineurin-NFAT signaling cascade; regulation of transcription by RNA polymerase II; cytokine production. Gene Ontology annotation, cellular component: transcription regulator complex. Gene Ontology annotation, molecular function: RNA polymerase II cis-regulatory region sequence-specific DNA binding; transcription factor binding; DNA-binding transcription factor activity, RNA polymerase II-specific. The transcript is spliced from 10 exons. The record is from RefSeq and is a predicted model, not a curated record. NCBI's taxonomy places the organism in Eukaryota, Metazoa, Chordata, Actinopteri, Cypriniformes, Leuciscidae. The coding region runs from base 182 to 2884 and encodes 900 amino acids.